CGAAGCCACGCUGAUCAUCAGAAACAAACAUGGGGGACGUAGCCAUUGCCGAAGAGGAGCAGCACAUCUUCCGCAGCAAGUUCUCGGCAGUUCCGGGGCCGGAGGGGACAACGUUGCCUGAGUUCGUACUGCAAGACGCCGAGGACUAUGCCGACAAGGUGGCGCUGUUGGAAGCGUCCACCGGGAAGACGUACACGUACGGCGAGGUGGUCCGCGACACGCGAAGGUUUGCAAAGGCGCUGCGGUCGGUGGGCCUCAGGAAGGGCCAUGUGGUGGUGGUGGUUCUCCCCAACCUGGCCAUCUACCCGGUUGUGGCCCUCGGCAUCAUGGCCGCCGGCGGGGUCUUCUCCGGAGCGAACCCCCUUGCGCUGCCGCUGGAGAUACGCAAGCAGGUGGAAGACUCGGAUGCCAGGCUCAUCGUCGCCAACAGCUUCACCCAUGACAAGGUCAAGGAUUUCGGGGUGCCUAUCCUAGUCGUCGGGGAAGGGCAGGUGGGGGAUGCCAUAAGAUGGGAUGAUCUGCUGGAGGCGUCGGACCGCGCGGGUCCGAGCGAGACGGAAGAGAAGGUGACGCAGGGAGACCUGUGCGCCCUUCCAUACUCGUCGGGCACGACCGGGUCUUCCAAGGGGGUGAUGCUCACUCACCGGAACCUGGUGGCCAACCUCUGCUCCUCCCUCUUCAGCGUGGGGCCCGACAUGAUCGGGCACGUCACCGUGCUCGGCCUCAUGCCCUUCUUCCACAUCUACGGCAUCACCGGCAUCUGCUGCGCCUCCCUCCGGAACAAAGGGAAGGUGGUGGUCAUGGAAAGGUUCGAGCUCGGGGCCUUCCUCCGCGCCCUCAUUGCCCACGAGGUGCACUUUGCCCCCAUCGUGCCCGCCAUCAUGCUCGCAAUGGUCAAGAGCCCUAUCGUCGACGAGUUCGACCUCGGGAUGCUCCGGCUCAGGUCGGUCAUGACGGCGGCUGCGCCGCUCGCCCCGGAGCUGCUCGCCGCUUUUGAGGACAAGUUCCCGGGCGUCCAGGUUCAGGAGGCAUAUGGACUCACAGAGCAUAGCUGCAUUACUCUGACCCAUGGAGAUCCAAGAAAGAGGCACGGCAUCGCCAAGAAGAACUCCGUUGGAUUCAUUCUUCCCAACUUGGAGGUGAAAUUCGUCGACCCCAACACCGGCCGGUCCCUCCCCAAGAACACUCCAGGUGAAGUUUGUGUCAGGAGUCAAUGCGUCAUGCAAGGUUACUACAAAAAUAACGAAGAAACAGAGCGAACCGUAGACAAGGAAGGGUGGCUCCACACGGGUGACGUGGGCUACAUAGACGACGAUGGCGACGUCUUCAUCGUGGACCGCAUCAAGGAGCUCAUCAAGUACAAAGGCUUUCAGGUAGCUCCGGCAGAGUUAGAAGCCAUACUUCUCUCUCAUCCUUCCGUUGAUGAUGCAGCCGUCUUUGCGUUGCCCGACGAGGAAGCAGGGGAGAUUCCUGCAGCUUGUGUUGUGAUGAGCCCAAAAGCAAGAGAUGGCGAGGAGGCAAUCAUGAGGUAUGUGGCCUCCAAUGUUGCUACCUAUAAGAGGAUUCGAGUACUGCACUUCGUGGACUCCAUCCCCAAGUCAUCCUCCGGGAAGAUCUUGAGGAGGCUCCUAAGGGAGAGAGUGACGAAGAAAUCAACAAGCCAAGAGAGCACUCUGAAUUGCGUGAAGAACGUCCCGCAAUAGGAGGCCAAAUCGGUCCUCUGAACAAGGUUGAUGCGGUCCAUUUAGCUUCAUGGCUCACAUUUAAUUAAAUUGCUCUUCUUAACUUCAGAUCUGCUGCCGAUCGAUAUAUCAGAAUUUGUUUUUUUUUCUAAUCAGAGAGAACGCUGAUGCUCUCGCUUCUUAAUUAAAUACUCCGCAUGCCUUACAAAGAUUACGAAUGA
Phoenix dactylifera (date palm) is the source of this 1903-nucleotide messenger RNA. It is a transcript of the gene ACOS5, whose product is annotated as acyl-CoA synthetase 5. NCBI's taxonomy places the organism in Eukaryota, Viridiplantae, Streptophyta, Magnoliopsida, Arecales, Arecaceae. The record is from RefSeq and is a predicted model, not a curated record. Gene Ontology annotation, molecular function: long-chain fatty acid-CoA ligase activity. Gene Ontology annotation, biological process: fatty-acyl-CoA biosynthetic process.